GCAAAGGCGAUUAGGGGGCGGACGAGAGAGAACGAGACUGGCCGUGGUGGCCGUGUCGAUCGACAGUAGCGUGAAGGCAGUCCGAGAGAGAAUGACUCGUCGCGCGCGUCUUCUAAGCGUCUCGUGGCCGGCCCUGCUGCUGGCCGUGAUCGCGCCCUUCGCCGCGGCCCUAACCAAGAACGAUCUAUAUCCUUACGCGACCUCCGGUUCCUCGAUCCUUCAAACGGACACCAGCGGGUUGCUCGUCUCCGCGGAGGUGAACCUGCAGACGCCCAUCGCAUUCUACGACAAGAUCUUCAAGUCCAUAUUCGUGAACGGAAAUGGCGUCCUCUCGUUUAGCAGAGCUAUGCAAAGGUUCGUGAACAUCGCGUUUCCACUCGACGAUCCCAUCAUCGCGCCGCUGUACACGCAUGUGGACACCAGAGGCUCCGGUAGGGUGUAUUACGUGGAAACGGACGCGUCGGAGGUCCUUGGAAGAGCCGGAAGAAUGGUCCGCAGCGCCUUCACCGACGCUGCAGACUUCGUGCCGACUCACAUCUUCCUCGCCACAUGGGUGGACGUCGGCUACUACAACGGAAAAAGCGACAAGAUGAACACGUAUCAGGUAGCAAUCUCUUCGAACGGUACGCACUCCUACUUAGAACUGCUGUACCCGGAAAACGGCGUGCAAUGGAUUCAAGGUGAAUCUCACCCCAGUGGUCUACCAGACGCGAAGGCACAGGCAGGAUUAAUGGCCCUGGGAAGAAUGUACACUCUGAGGGGAUCAGGGACGGAUCAGAUUCAGAACGUCGACAAGUGGUCGAACGUCAACAGACCUGGACACUGGGUGUUUCAAAUUGGACCGAUCUCCGACGAGGAGAAUAUACAAGUUCCCGACACCAUAGAAGAUAGCAGCGCAACGAACCAAGUAGCCAACUGCAGAACAGGAGCAACGAGUUGCCACAGCAGGGCGACGUGCGUCGACUACGAAGUUGGCUUCUGUUGCCACUGCAAGCAAGGAUACUUCGGAAACGGGAAAUCUUGCCAGCCGAACGAUGUUCCAUUGCGCGUUUUCGGCCGCGUUUCCGGGAACAUCAACAACGUCGAGUUCGCCACGAGAGAUCUCCAAUGCUACGUACAAACUGAGGACGGAAGAACGUACACGGCUGUGUCUAGAGUACCCGAAGAAAUCGGCGCCAGUUUCCUGCUCCUUGGAAAUCUAGGCGGAGUGAUCGGUUGGUUAUUCGCCAAGUCGGUCGGUGGAACGAAGAAUGGAUAUCAGCUCACAGGGGGCAUGUUCAACCACACUGCCGAGUUGACAUUCCCGUCUACCGGCGACAAAGUGACGAUACGAAGUAAUUACCUCGGACUGGACGUCUUCGGCCAGCUAAAGAUGCAGGCUGAGAUCAAAGGCACGUUGCCCAGGUUGCCGUGGGACGUGAUGGUCGACUACGGCGCCUACGACGAGCUCUAUACCAGAGCUCAAGCUGGAGCGAUCCGUGCGCAGAGCGAGCGAACGUGCAAGAUAAAGGAGGCAGGUGAAGAAAGGGAGAUCAACUUCACUCAGGACCAGACGUUCUUCUAUAACGAAUGCCCCUAUCUGACCGUCGAGCCCAAAGACGACACCAGUAGAUUGAAGUUCUUCAGGGGUGUCAGCACGUACGACGCCACCGAAGGAAUCAUUCGUUUGGCGGUGAACACGAAAGUAGCGCCUUUGGAAGAGGAAGAUCCUUGCAUUCAGGGGAGAGACACGUGUCCCGAUCACAGUUCUUGCGUCGUCGACGGAGACAGCUUCAAGUGUGUCUGUGAUCCAGGGUUCCAAUACCUGUACGAGGAGGACGGAAGCAAGAUGUGCGUGGACGUGAACGAAUGCACCGCCGGGAAUCACCUGUGCUCUCCCGACGCGCAGUGCAUCAACCAGGAGGGCAGCCACACCUGUCAGUGCAGGCCAGGAUUCACCGGCGACGGCAGAAAUUGCCAGAGAUCUGUCUCGUGCGAGGAAACAAGGUGCGGCGAUUACGAGGAAUGCGUGAUGGCCGAAGGCGAACCUACUUGCGUCUGCAUUCUAGGAUACCAAGAUACCGAGGAGGGUUGCUACCCCUUGGUACGAGGUUCCUGCGACGUGGAGGAUAACUGCUCGCAGUACGGCAUCUGCAACCUCGACCCGGAGACGCAGACGCAUGUGUGCAUUUGCAUCCCAGGCUUCGUUGGUGACGGUUACACGUGCUAUUCGGACGGGGAUGAAACCACAACGGACGUACCGCCGAGACCACAGUGCGCAGAGGAGGUGUGCUGGUGUCCGAGAGGCUGGGAAUAUCGGAAUAACGAAUGCGUACUCCAGGAAGAGAAGCACAGGGCCGUCGACGACGACCGUGACUUAUCGUGCAACGUGGUGAACAGGUGUCAUCCCUACGCCCAGUGUAUCUACGUGACGAGCACGACUCACUACGAGUGCCGCUGCAACCCGGGCUACGAGGGUGACGGUAUGGAGUGCAGGAAAACAGAGGUGUCCUGCUUGGAUGUGGACAUAUGCGACCCUAACGCGUCCUGUCAGCAAGAAGAAUCACUGGCCAAGUGUGUCUGCAAUCCUGGCUACGAAGGAGAUGGAACCACUUGCAGUCCUAUCGACGAGUGUCGCGGCAAAUCUGAUUGCCUGGAGAACGAAUACUGCUGGUACAACUCGGCGAGCACGCGGUACGAGUGCACGUGUAACCCUGGAUUCAGCAUGGUCGACGGGCAUUGCGUGGUCUCCGAUUGCUCCACGAAUCCUUCCCAGUGUCACGUGAACGCGCAGUGCGUGUCCGCUGGCAACGGUGGCUACAAGUGCGUCUGCAUAGAGGGAUACAACGGUGACGGGACCCGGUAUUGCGUCGAGGACCACAUCGGCUGCAACGUGCUACAUAAUUGCGGCAGAAACGCGAUCUGCGGCUACAAUCAGACCUCCGCGAAUUUCGCCUGCGUAUGCCAGCCGGGCUUUUACGGCGACGGUAUGACGUGCCUGCCCCAGUCCUCCUGCAGACUGGACUCGAGCCUCUGCUCUCAGUUCGCAACCUGCGUGACAGCUGGCGACAAUCAAUUCGCUUGCGUAUGCAACGAAGGUUUCAUCGGAGACGGAGCUAAUUGCAAACCAAGACCGAAACACGACUCUGACUUUCUACUGGUGAACCAAGGAAUGGCCACUUUGAGGAUACCGUUCGUAGAGACGCCCAAGAACGAAGGAAGCCCGAUCUACAUAUCGUACACGCAGAUGGCAAUCGCUAUCGACAUCGACUGUAUGAACGGGAAAGCGUACUCGAGCGAUAUCACCGAUAAUCGAAUAAUCGAAUUAAAUUACAACGGAUCGAUGGCCGAGACGUUCAUGCCGAAAGUUAGCAGCCCCGAGGGACUGGCGGUCGAUUGGGUCUCGAGAAAUAUUUUCUGGACUGACUCGGGAAAAGUGACCGUCGAGGUGGCCAAUCUUGAGACGAAGAAACGAAAGGUGCUAGUUUCCGACGGCCUGAUCAAUCCUAGAGGGAUAGCCGUGCACCCGUAUCGCGGGAAGAUAUUCUGGUCCGAUUGGCACCGUGUUUCGCCUAAAUUGGAGUGGGCCAACGAGGACGGCACCGAGCGUGCAAUUUUCCUUCAAGGGGAUUAUGUGAUGUUACCGAAUUCAUUAAGUAUCGAUUGGGCGACGGAUGAGCUAUGCUGGGCGGACGCCGGAACGUUCACGAUAAGCUGCAUGGAGAUCGAUAGCAAGCAGAUUAACGUGGUCGCCAACGAGCUCUCCUAUCCGUUCGGUCUCGCGAUCUCGCAUCAGCAUUAUUACUGGACCGACUGGAAGACGCACAAAAUCGAAGUCGCCAUGAAGAGUAGCGGGGACAGGAAGCCGGCCAUAUCGGUUCCACCGGGAGGAAGCGGUAAAUUAUACGGAAUAGUAGCCGUUCCCGAGUCAUGCCCAAGAGUGACCAACGUCUGUCAGUUCGAGAACGGAAGGUGUAACGAGGAACAACUGUGUCUGCCCGACGGCCACGGGGGUAGAUCGUGUGUGUGCGCGGACGACGCGACAGGACCUUGCACCGAUUCGCGUUAGAGGUGGUUGUUAUCUUAAGGAUCGAGAAGAGGGCGGACUCGAGGCGCAGGCUGGUUACGUUAAAGAGAGGCGAGCGGAAGACAGGGACAGCUCGAGUCGCGUUUAGAGAUCGCGUGUAAAUUAUAACAUUACUACACUUGGUACGAUUAGUUUGUCGUCCACGUUUUCGAGUAACACUCAGUCUUUUGUAUCUAACACCGGAGCCGCGGGCCGGGA
Messenger RNA from Habropoda laboriosa, 4264 nucleotides. RefSeq names its product nidogen-2 (gene Ndg). Bases 92 to 4048 code for a protein of 1318 amino acids. NCBI's taxonomy places the organism in Eukaryota, Metazoa, Arthropoda, Insecta, Hymenoptera, Apidae. The record is from RefSeq and is a predicted model, not a curated record. Gene Ontology annotation, molecular function: calcium ion binding. Gene Ontology annotation, biological process: cell-matrix adhesion. The transcript is spliced from 20 exons.